AUGGGGAGGAGCAUGGACUACGACAACGCCAAGAAGCCCAGAUCAGAUCAGCAGCAGCAGCAGCAGCGGAGGUCCAGGGCUGUGGUGCUGCUCCUCGUCCUCACCAACUUGGCCUCCAUCCUCGUCUUCUCCGGCGCCGGCGCCGCGCUCCACGCGCACGUCGGCCGGCGCUACCCGGCCCUCCACGCGUGGGGCUCGUCCAAGCUGCUCCGCGAGCUGAACGCGACGGGGCUGGCGCUCGCGGCGAGCCACGCGGAGGUGGUGGACCUGUCCAGCCGCCUGAGCGCGGCCAACAAGCAGCUCGAGGCCAUCCUGGGCGGCUCGGCCGCCAAGCGCGAGGCAGGAGCUCCCUCCCGGCGGCGAGCUGCGGCUGGCCCGCACCGGCUCCCGCUGGGGCCCUCCCAGCGGCUCGGCGCCGAGAGCGAGAUGUUCCCGGCGCUGGGGCAGGCGUGCCACCGGCACCGCGGCGAGCUGGAGCAGUACAUGAACUACACGGCGGGCGGGGAGUGCCCCUCCGACGAGGCGUUCGCGCAGCGGCUGAUGCUCAAGGGGUGCGAGCCGCUGCCCCGGCGCCGGUGCCGGCCGCGCACCCCCGCAGGGUACGUCGAGCCGACACCGCUGCCGGCGAGCCUGUGGGCGAUCCCGCCGGACACCAGCAUCGUGUGGGACGCGUACACGUGCAAGAACUACUCGUGCCUCGUGAGCCGCGGCAGGGCCAAGGGCAGCUACGACUGCAAGGACUGCUUCGACCUCGGCCUCGGCGGCCGGGAGAAGGACCGGUGGAUGCGCCGCGGCGGCAAGGACGACGGCGACGACCGCGGCUCCCUCGACUACACCAUCGACGGCGUGCUCGCCGCCGUGCCAAGGGGAACCGUACGGAUCGGGCUGGACAUCGGCGGCGGGUCGGGCACGUUCGCGGCGCGGAUGCGGGAGCGCGGCGUGACGGUGGUGACGACGACGAUGAACUUCGACGGGCCGUUCAACAGCUUCGUGGCGUCGCGGGGGCUGGUGCCGAUGCACGUCAGCGUGGCGGCGCGGCUGCCGUUCUUUGACGGGACGCUGGACCUGGUGCACUCGAUGCACGUGCUCAGCAGCUGGAUCCCCGACGCGGUGCUGGAGCUGGCGCUGUUCGACGUGUACCGAGUGCUCCGGCCCGGCGGCGUGUUCUGGCUGGACCACUUCUUCUGCCUGGGGGCGCAGCUGGACGCCACCUACCUGCCCAUGUUCGAGCGCAUCGGCUUCGAGAAGCUCCGGUGGAACGCUUGUUGGUGCCAAGCAGCUUCAAGUAUUUCACACUUGUUCAAGUCCCGCAUAUUCACUGACUAUUGUCUUUUGAAGCCUCUACGUGCUCAUUCACAGGGAGUCGGUUUUGGUUGGGGCACUACAUGCUCAUUUGAGGAACAAUAGUUAUAUAUCAAGAUCAUUUUUGUGACAAAACAGCAGCAGGGAUCACUGGUCAGAAUGGAUGAGUACGUUGCUAUGAUCGCUUUAAGGCCAAAAUUUCUGAUCGACGUUUAACAAUCAAGGAUGGGUUCCUCUUAAUACAAAGAUUCAAGGAAGGGUACUUUCGUACUGUUCUCUACGCAAUCGGAUGUUUUGAUUUUGGUGAACUGCAGAGGUCGGUUAGCUGAAAGACGAGGGCGGAUUGGAGGGUGCGGGAGUCGCCGAUGUACGAGCAAUGACAAGGCAGGCGAAGAAGCUCGGUGGCAGGGCUGGCCGGUUGGGAUGGAACGGAGGGCGAGCAGUGGCGCCGCAAGUUGCUCGGUCGGACUCAUCUGGCCGGUUGGGAUGGAACGGAGAAGAUAGGCAAGGUGCUCGGGCGUGCAGUCUUCCUUGGAGUGCGGUACCGGUGUUGAGCUAGCUAACGAAGAAUCCAGACGAGUCCGGACCAGGCCAGCAGCAGUUGACGU
Panicum virgatum (switchgrass) is the source of this 1910-nucleotide messenger RNA. RefSeq names its product probable methyltransferase At1g29790. Bases 1 to 1407 code for a protein of 468 amino acids. Lineage: Eukaryota; Viridiplantae; Streptophyta; Magnoliopsida; Poales; Poaceae. The transcript has 3 exons. Gene Ontology annotation, molecular function: S-adenosylmethionine-dependent methyltransferase activity. The record is from RefSeq and is a predicted model, not a curated record.